Messenger RNA from Abrus precatorius (Indian licorice), 6459 nucleotides. Its product is annotated as autophagy-related protein 2. The coding region runs from base 164 to 6058 and encodes 1964 amino acids. The transcript has 16 exons. Gene Ontology annotation, cellular component: phagophore assembly site; extrinsic component of membrane. Gene Ontology annotation, molecular function: phosphatidylinositol-3-phosphate binding. Gene Ontology annotation, biological process: autophagosome assembly; reticulophagy; autophagy of mitochondrion. Lineage: Eukaryota; Viridiplantae; Streptophyta; Magnoliopsida; Fabales; Fabaceae. The record is from RefSeq and is a predicted model, not a curated record.
ACAACUUCGUGGUUGCGUGCCUUCGUAUGGAGCUUUAUGGUUCGUCGCCGCCACCCCCAAACAUCGCAAGCCCUCCGAUUUCACCGUUCCUAUCUCCUAAUUUCGUCUGCGAACCCUAAUUGGCCCCAACCUCCGCCCAAUUCCCCUUUCCGCAACCGCAACCAUGUUCCCGUGGCGGAACAUUGCCAAGUCAGCGGAGGCCACCUUCUCCCGUUGGGCCCUUAAGAGGGUUUGCAAAUUCUUCCUCAAGAAGAAAUUGGGACAGUUCAUUCUCGGCGACAUCGACCUCGACCAGCUCGAUGUUCAACUCUCCCAAGGCACCAUUCAGCUCACCGAUCUUGCUCUCAACGUCGACUUCAUAAACGCCAAGUUUAGCAAGACAUCAACUCUAAUGGUCAAAGAAGGAUCCAUUGGCUACCUGUUGAUUAAAAUGCCUUGGAGUGGUAAAGGUUGUGAGGUUGAAGUGAAUCAGCUUGAAUUAGUAGUUUCUCCAUGCACAGAUAAAAUCUCAACUAGUGAAGAUGAAACUUGUGGCUCUGACAUUAGUGAUGAUUGUCGCCUUAAAUGUAGCUCAACACGGACUGACCAUGAAAUAGCAGAUGAUGCUCUGAAGUCAACUUCAGUGGAUGUUCAUGAAGGUGUGAAAACAAUUGCAAAGAUGAUAAAGUGGUUGCUCACAAGCUUCCAUGUUAAAAUAACAAAUGUAAUUAUUGCAUUUGAUCCAUCCUUAGACAAUGAAGACAAUAAAGCACAUUGUCAUCAGACCUUAGUUCUUCGGAUUUCUGAAAUACAAUGUGGAACUAGUCUGUCUGAAGAUGCUGAUUCAAAUGUUGAUGUCCUUGGAAUAAGCCAGUUAACAAACUUUGUAAAGUUUCAUGGAGCAGUUCUCGAGCUUCUGAAAAUAGAUGAUGAAGAUAACCAUUUAUACUUUCAACAUGCAUCAGAAGCAGGAUGUGGUGAACCUGUUUUGGGGUCAAAUAAAGCCACAUGUCCAGUCAUGACUGGGAAACAAGGUGGAUUUGGUGGAAGCGUAAAAUUAAGCAUUCCUUGGAAGAAUGGUUCUUUGGACAUUUGCAAGGUGGAUGCUGAUGUUUGUGUCGAUCCCAUAGUGUUAAGAUUUCAACCUAGUGCAAUUAAAUGGUUAUUGCAGUCAUGGGAAACUCUUAAGAAUCUGAAUAAUAAUGGCAAAGGUUUCACAAAUCACAACUUAAGAGGAUCCACCCAAUUAAAUUCUACCAGUGAAAUUAUAACUGGCAAUGGUAGUUUGCCUGUUGAUUGCACUUCUUUGACCCAACCAGAAAUCCUUGCGGAAGAUUUGCUUCCCACUGCUCAUCUUAUAUCAGAUUGGGUGCCAUUAUCUUCUCAUAUAAAUCAUAAAGAUGGUGUUCAAGAACUUGAUUUUGGAGCAAGUGUGGACCAGUUUUUUGAAUGUUUUGAUGGAAUGAGAAAUUCUCAAUCAGCUUUAGGAAGCAGUGGGAUGUGGAAUUGGACAUAUUCAGUAUUUAAUGCUAUUACUGCUGCAUCCAGCCUUGCUUCUGGAUCCUUGCAUAUUCCAUCUGAACAACAACAUAUGGAAACCAAUCUUAGAGCAACUUUUGCUGGAGUUUCUGUUGUUUUGUCCUUCUGUGAUGAUGAACAAAAUCAUUCUCUUGACCCUAAAAUUGGUCACAAGGGUGGAUUACAAAUUGAUUAUCUUGGCGCAGAGUGCAAUGACAUCAUUCUUGCUUUACAGGCAUUUCCUCAAGGCAUGACACUUGAUGGAAAGGUGAAGCAUAUAGAAGUUGCUAAUAUCUUGAACACCGGAAUUGAUGCCAAAAAUCAAAGUGCUUUGGUUCAACACAUCCAAGCUAAGGUCCUUGAUGCUCUCCCUUUGUCUACCUCUUACAAUCUGGAUUCACUUUCAUUAAUUGAGCCAGGUGCAACAGAUUUUCCAUUUGUAAAUAAUGAUGGCUUGCUGAAAGUUACAUUGUUUAGAACUUCUGGUGUUACAAAUUGUAAAUUUUCAAUGCAAUCAAGUUCACCAGAUGGUCGUUUGACUGGGUUGACUUCAUUCUCACUGAACUUGCCCCCAUUUAUUUUCUGGGUAAUAUUUUCUGUAAUAAAUGUGCUUAUGAAUCUGCUAGAGGAGGUUGAAAAAUCACUUGAAGUGCAUGAUAAAGGAAAGGAAAUUCUGUCUGAAGCCUCAAAUAACAAGUGUGGAUCAUCUCAGAGUGAUGUGAAGGAAGGUUCUAGUACCUGUGUGACAUCCUUCUCCACAACAGAAUGUGUGCAUGGUGAUAUAUCAAUUACUAAUGCAAGAGUGUUACUGUGUUUUCCUUCUAAAGGUGAUGGGGAUCAUACUAAUUCAUAUUCCUGGGAACAGUUUAUUGCUCUUGAUUUUACUUCAUCAUCACCUUUAAAGAAGGGUUGCACUGUGGAUGAUAGUCAAACUUCAAAUGCAAAUCUGGACAAAAGAUUUCCUUCAGUUUCUGCACAAUCUCUUCAAUUGAAUUUUUGUGAUCUGGACAUCUUCUUGAUCACAUCAACAAGUAAUGAGAAUGGUAGUAGAAUCAUCUCAAAUGAUGUGCAGAAUAAGAAAUUUUCUGCUAGUUGUUUCCUUUCUAUUUUUCGUAGAAGGGGGUGUUUCUCUGUUGUUCGUGUUGUUAGGCAAGGGGGUCAAGUGACUGGUACUUGGAUUGCUAAGAAAGCCAGAUUAUUUGCUAAUUCCGAGCAAUCAAUGAGCAAAGAUGAUAUUGGAGGAAGAGGGUAUGAGUUUGCGUCUGCAUCAAAGGUAAAAUAUAUGGAAGAUUGGAAAUGCCAAACUCAGCAAGAGAUGAUUCUAAGCUCAUCAUUUCUCAUGCAUGUUCAUCUAUCUCAAGUUGUGAUUAAUGUGAAUGAUUCUCAGUAUAAAGGCAUACAUCACCUUUUACUUCAGAUGCUAAAUUCAUUGACAUGUGUGACUUCUAAGGAAGUCAAUGUUGAGAAGGAAUCUUCUGUCUCACAAUCGUCAGUAUUUAUGGAAAGUGAUUCUGUAGAAAUUCGUAUUAAUAGGGAUACAUCUGAGAGUAUCAGAAGUUCAAUCAAGAGUGAGCUUCCUGGAAUGUGGCACCAAUUCAGGUUGAAGGUUCAAAAGUUUGAGUUACUGUCUGUCACUAAUACUGGUGGUGUUAAGGCUGCUAGUUUCUUCCGAUUAACCCAUGGUGAAGGCAAGUUGUGGGGGUUCAUCACUGGAGUUCCUGAUCAUGAGUUUCUUCUGAUUACAUGUUGCAGCUCCUCUACGAAGCGUGGUGAUGGAGGAGGUUCUAAUGCAUUAUCUUCUAAAUGUGCUGGUUCUGAUAUCAUACAUCUGUCUGAUCCAGAGAUUUCCUGUAAUCUUACAUCUAUAACUGUCAGCUGUGGUACAGUUAUUGCUGUAGGUGGGCGUUUGGAUUGGUUUGAUGCUAUAUCAUCCUUUUUCAGUUUGCCUGCUUCUAAUACCAAAGAUGCAGGUGAUACUAAUACUUCAAAGAAGAAACGUAAUCUCUCUUACACAACUUCUUUUGUUCUCAGCUUGAUUGAUAUUGCUUUGAGUUACGAGCCCUAUAUGAAGAAUCUUAUGGUUCAGGGUGACGUCCUCAAUUCAGAGUCUGGCUUUUCUUCUGUCAAAGAUGUGUGGGAACAAUGUGUUUCUUGUUUGUUGGCUGCAUCCAACUUAACUCUUUCAAAUUCAUCUUCAGCAGAUACAGUUCAAAGUGUUUUUGAAAUCAGAGUGCAAGACGUGGGGCUUCUGCUUCAUUUAAUGUCAGAGAUGAAUUUUCUCUCUGGCAUUUAUAGUGUUGAACAUCUUCGAAAAACUGGGUAUGUUAAAAUUGCUCAGGAGGCAUUUAUGGUGGCUAUUUUGAAAACAAACUGUGUUAAUGGUCUUCUUUGGGAGCUGGAAUUGUCUAAAUCUCACCUUUAUGUGGAAACUUGCUAUGAUACAACUGCUAAUCUGAUUCGUUUGGCUGCUCAACUUCAGCAAUUAUUUGCCCCUGAUGUGGAGGAAUCUAUUGUGCAUUUGCAGAAUAGGUGGGAUAAUGUUCAACAGGCACAACAAAGAAAUGAAUUUAAAAAUGAAAGUAAUAAUCUCAGAUGUGACUCAAUGUCUUCAACUUCUGAACAGUGCUCCCCUAAAAAAUUUUCAAUGGAUGGAUCUAGUAUAAUCAGCUUGAUGGAUGAAAUAUGUGAAGAUGCAUUUCAAGUAAAUAACGAUAAUACAUGCCAAUCUUAUUCUGUUGAGUCAGGAUUUUGCAUGCCGCUUGAUGGAAGCUUAAUUGAGGUUGGUCAGAUGAAUUUGGAUGAGCCUGAAGUUCUCUAUCAUGAAUUAACUCUAACUGAUUCAGUGCCUGUAAUAGGACCAGAAGGUAGUCACACUGCAUUUCUGCAAGAGGGUUGCUUACCAGAGAUUAUUGAAAGCUAUUGUUUGUCUGAUUUACACCCUCUGUCAGAGCUAUCUUUAGGUGUACAUUCUGAUCAGCUUUCUAGACACAAAUUGAGGAAUGUGGCACAUGGAGAGAUUGAAAGAGGAUGUGGUGGAUGGUAUGGGGGAACCCCUUUAAAAGUAUUAGAAAACCACAUUUCGGAGGAAAAUGAACAAACUGGAUUAGUAAAAGCUGCAGAUCAUCAACUUAUGCUUGCAUCUAAUGAUAGUUCAUCACAUAGUGAGACUUGUGGACGUGUAAUUCUUAAGAAAAUUGAUAUAAGAUGGAGAAUGUAUGGUGGUUCUGACUGGCUUGACUCUGAUAAAAAUGGGCACCAUUCUGGGAGAGACACAUCUGUUUGCUUGGAACUUUCAUUGUCUGGGAUGAAAUUUCAGUAUGAUAUAUUUCCAGUUGGUGGACUACGUGUAUCUAAGAUGUCUGUAUCUGUUCAAGAUUUUUAUCUAUAUGACAGAAGCCAAGAUGCACCUUGGAUACUGGUACUGGGAUAUUAUAACUCAAAAGGUCAUCCUAGGGAGUCUAAUUCAAAAGCUUUUAAAUUGGACUUAGAGGCAGUGAGACCAGAUCCCCUUACUCCCCUUGAGGAGUACAGGUUAAACAUUGCUUUUCUACCUAUGCGAUUACAUCUACAUCAAUGUCAGCUUGAUUGUCUUGUUAAUUUCUUUGGGAGAAAAAACACAUCGAGUGAUCAGUUUCCUAAUAAUUGUCAAGAUUCAGAGGCUUCAAAAUCACCUGAUAAGACUCAGAAGAGUAAAGAUCUUGCAUUUCAUUCAAUUGCACAAGAGGCACUGCUUCCUUACUUCCAGAAGCUAGAUAUAUGGCCGAUUCAUGUUCGGGUGGAUUACAGUCCCAGUCAUGUAGAUCUAGCAGCAUUAAGACAUGGAAAGUAUGUAGAACUUGUAAAUCUUGUCCCUUGGAAGGGGGUUGAACUUAACCUGAAACAUGUUCAUGCUUCUGGCAUCUAUGGUUGGGCCAGUGUUUGUGAAACUACUGUAGGGGAGUGGUUGGAAGAUAUAUCUCAGAAUCAGAUUCAUAAAUUACUGCGGGGGCUUCCUACUGUACGGUCAUUGAUUGCAGUUGGAGCUGGUGCUGCUAAGCUGGUCUCAUCACCUGUAGAGAGCUACAAGAAGGAGCGGAGAGUGCUCAAGGGUAUGCAGAGAGGUACAAUUGCCUUUCUUCGUAGCAUUUCUCUUGAAGCUGUUGGACUUGGAGUUCAUCUAGCAGCUGGAGCCCAUGACAUUGCAGAAUAUAUUCUCGCAAGCAUACCUUCUCCAGUUCCUGUACCUGUAAAAGAUAAAUCAAAAACAAGUGUUCGAUCUAAUCAACCUAAUGAUGCCCAAGAAGGAAUUCAGCAGGCUUAUGAGAGUCUUAGUGAUGGCCUGGGGAAAUCUGCUGCUGUGUUAGUUCAGAACCCCUUGAAAAAAUUCCAGCGUGGUUCAGGUGCUGGACCUGCCUUGGCUGCUGCUGUUCGAGCAGUUCCUGCAGCUGCCAUAGCUCCUGCUUCAGCUUGUGCCAGUGCUGUACACUGUACUCUCCUUGGAUUUAGAAAUAGCCUUGAUCCUGAACGUAAAAAGGAGUCCAUGGAGAAAUAUUGUCCAACACAACCCUGGGAAGAAGACUGAUUAAUGGUGUUUUAAAAUCUGUUUGCAGAAUUGCAGAUUGUUAUGUGAGGAUUGACUUAGGUGAUACAGCUUUACUGAUCAAGCAGAUUCAGAAGAGCAUUUUUUAAUCUGCUUGGCAGUCUCCCGUGUAUCAUAUGUACAGUAACAACCAGUCAGUUGAUUCUUUUCUAUCGGAGAUUCAGAGUAAUUGUAUAUGCUGUAAAUAUGGAUGGUGCUUGUUAAUCCUAUUCUUAUUCAAACGGAUGUCAUUGAGUGAAUAACCUCUGAGGAGGGAAAUUUACUGCAUAAAAUGCGUCCACAUACAUCCCCCAGCUAUUAAAGAAAGAAGUCGCAGUCACUUAUAGCUUAUUCCACGUCUUUCGUUGGAGCAUAAGAAUAUAAUUUGGUGGAAAACAUACCUU